AAAAAUAACACGAAGUACACUGAGAAUACUAUCAAUGAACAAAUACAUAAAAGUUAUAAGGAAGUCAUAGAUGCAAUAAAGGAAUAUAUGGAUAUUAAUAUUAGUCAUAUGUCUAAAUUUUAUAAAUUACUUAAAUUAUUAUGUGAUAUGGAUACUUCUUAUAAUAAUGAAAAUAGUAUCCAAGCUUUAGAACAUGCUAAGGCAUUUGCUGAUGAGUAUCAAAAACUUCUUAAUGAUGAUAAUAAUAUUGACAACAGUUCAUACAAUAAAGUAUUACUUUUUUAUCCAAUUAUUAUAAUAACUUUGAAAAAGGCAGAUCUUAUAAUGGCACAUCAAUAAAUCUUUCUCCAUUACCAUCAGAAAAAAACACCUAAAACAGUUGAUAUAGAAGGUACUAAUGAAACUAAAACUGAUGAAUCAUCUAGUGAAGCAGGUCAAUCAAUUCAUGUAACGACAAACCAGAGUUCUAACAUCACAUUAUCAGGGUCAGCACUAGUAAAUAAAUUAAUUAUAGUUUUAUCGAUAUUAGUUGCAAUACCAAUUUGUUUGGGAAUUUCUUAUAAGUAUUCGUUAUUUGGAUUUCGAAAAAAAAUGUAA
This is a messenger RNA of Plasmodium berghei ANKA, 597 nucleotides long. NCBI's taxonomy places the organism in Eukaryota, Apicomplexa, Aconoidasida, Haemosporida, Plasmodiidae. The record is from the annotation of a RefSeq genome assembly.